Molecule: messenger RNA, 4366 nt
Organism: Bufo gargarizans (Asiatic toad)
Lineage: Eukaryota; Metazoa; Chordata; Amphibia; Anura; Bufonidae
Gene: BAG5
Product: BAG cochaperone 5
Exons: 2
Coding region: 167-1525 (452 amino acids)
Biological process (GO): regulation of inclusion body assembly; protein stabilization; negative regulation of protein ubiquitination
Cellular component (GO): cytoplasm; membrane; cytosol
Molecular function (GO): adenyl-nucleotide exchange factor activity; protein-folding chaperone binding
Source: RefSeq, a predicted model, not a curated record
GCCAUAGUGACCCGUCACUAACCCGGGGCCCACUGUGUGGGGACUCCGAGAGCCCGAAGAGGGGCGUGGCAGAGCCUGCAGCUGGGAAGAGCCGUGCUGACCAGGCCCCCUCCUCCCCCCGCGCCUGGGGCCACAGUUCAGAUUAUAAGCGGAUGAUUAUUGGAGUAUGGAUAUGGGUAAUCAACAUGCUUCGAUCACAGCCCUUCAGGAGAUUCAACGGAAGAUCAAAGACCUUGAGCAGAAUGUGGCUAGCUUCAGUGGCUUACAGAGUGACCUAGAGUACAAAAGAUUAGAGAAAGCUCUGACCAAACAGCUUUUUGAGAUUGAAUCUAUAGACACAGAAGGAAAGGGGAACAUUCAGCAAGCCCGCCGAAGAGCAACCGAGGAUGUGGAGAGGCUUCAUAAAGAACUGGAGAAGACUGCAAACCAUCCAUGUCGGCUGGAGAUCGAGAAGAUUUUCAAGGAGAUGCAGAAUCUUGUAGCUCAACAAAUAGGUCCCUUGUAUGGAGGGAGAGGAUGUAUCACAGAGGAGUUUGAAGAAGGCGUUCAGACCAUUCUUAUGAGACUUACUCAAGUCAAGACAGAAGGAAAAGCUUCUUUAAGAAAAGCCAGAUAUCGCACUUUAACUAAAGUUCUCGCCAUUCAAGAGAUACUUGAAAAUUGUUUGAAGCAACAGGUCCUGGCUCUUCCCCUCUUCACCGAUGCUCAUCCAUCCAUAUCUAAAAUUAAUUGCAUUAUGUGCGAAGUCAACAAGGCUCGGGCCAGCCUGAUUGCUCUUCUUGCCGGUGUCAAUGAAUGUGAAACCUACAGACACUUAUCUUGUGUACUUUCUGGGUUCAUAGCAGAACUGGAUGCAUUAGAUGUUUCCGGCCACGUAGAAGUUAGGACAUACAGAAAAGAGGUGGUUAAAGAAAUUAACAACUUGCUCAAGUACCUGGACCUUGAAGAGGAAGCCCACUUCACCAGCGCCUAUGAUCUGGCCACGAAUCAGUCCAUAGUACAGAUAGAAACCAUUCGCGGACGAUUGGCCGACAUAAAAGCCAGGCUCUUCGAAAAACAAAUUAACAUGUCUGAAAUUCACUUGGGGACCAAGUCCGAACUUCAGAGUCUUAUUGCUCAGUUGGACGAAGUGAGCGUAGAGAAGAACCCUUGCAUUCGAGAGGCAAGAAGGAGAGCGGUGGUGGAGGUACAGACUGUCAUCACGUACAUUGACCUCAAGGAAGCUCUUGAAAGGAGGCACAACCUUGGCGAUCCGGUCAUUCCAGAACACCUAUCUCACGUUGCUGUAUGGAAAGUUCUUGGGAGCCUAUCUGAGCUUCAGAAAGAGGUCCUGUCAUUUGAUGGCAGCAGAGCAGAUAAAAAUUACAAGCUGCUAGAAGAGCUCCUCACCAAGCAGCUACUCGCCCUAGAUGCCAUUGACUCACAGGGCGAUGAACGUUCAAAAAUUGCAAGGAAACAAGCGGUAAAGUUUGCCAAUAAUAUCCUGAGCUACCUGGAUAUGAAGACAGACGAAUGGGAAUAUUAGGACUUGCUUUAACGAAGCUUGUACAACAUUUAUGAUUGUAGGUGGUCAAGUUUAUACAAAUUGGUGCACCAAAACUGGGUGCAAAACCGUAUUUUCUUUAUAAAACAUUGUGGGUUUUUUUUUCUGUCUUUAUUGUCCCAAAGAAGCAUUCCUCCACAUAUACAGUAUGACGGAGAUGCUCAACCAGAACAUAUCCAAAAAGCUAGUUAGUAACAUAUAAGCCCAUGUACGCGACAACCUUAUGGGACGUGGGGUUUCAUAAUUAUUGGGUUCUAGCCAAUAAGCCAUUGGUUUCUAGAAGUUCAGUGUUGUUCGCUGUCGUUUGCGGCAUGUGAUUUUUGCUGCCACUUUAUUGAUUGUUUAUCAUAUUCAGUUCUGUUAUUCUGUAGCUGUUGGAGAGGAAUAGACAUAAUUCUCAUUAUAAAGGGGUUGUGCACUUUGGACCAUCCUUUUUUAGAAGGGUGCCUCCACAAUAAACCGAUCACUUAUCACAUUCAGCAAUCAUUUGUGAUCGGUAGGGAAUCUGACAGCAAUUUUUUUGUUUCUUACAGUGCCUCCAGAGGCAAUAUGAAGCAUUACAUUAUUCUUAUCAAAAUUGUGCACUGUAUUUCUGGUUUCUGAAAAAUUAGAGCUGCAAAUGCUAGAAAAAGAAAACUCACCUCUUCACUCUCUCGCUCAUUCCACCUCUGACCUUGUAAUGAAUUACAAGUGGCUGACACAUGACAGCAGCAGCCAAUCAAUGGCAGCAACCGUCAGUCGUACUACUUGCAUCAUCGCUUAGAGAUGGGAACCGUGAUGCCUAUAGUAUGGUACAUGACCUCUGAAGCCACUGCUUGGCUGCAGCAGUCACAUCCUGCCCUUUUAUUAACAAAGGCAGGGUGGAGCGUCAUUGAGUCUGCUGGAUUGGCCAAGGAUUGAUUAGAUGAGUAAUGUUUUAUUUUUUUUUUUAUUUCAUUAUGGUUGUGGCUCUUUGUCCUGCAUAUGAAUAGAGAAACGGUCGAGCAUGUGUGCUCCCUCUCCGUUCAUCUCUGUGGGGCUGCCGAAGAUUACAGAAAACACUGUAAUCAGCACUUAAUGUCAGUCCUAUGGAGGCAACCAGAGAUACAGUACACAUGUGUGACUGUCGCUCCAUUCAUUUGGCAUACACAGGACCCCCAUUCUUUUGGUGGGGGUCCCAGCAGAAGGAGAUGAGUUGACAUCUUGGCACAUCACAUAAAGCAUAUCAUUCUUUCUUCUCCUCCUUUGGGGCCUCCUUCUCUAGGCUGCUGUUUCAGGGUGAUACAAGGUUGGGGGAAAAAAAAGGGUCUUUUAUAAUACAGUGUAUCUGACCCUUUAAAGGCUAUGUACACCUUUAGGGGCAAUUUUUGUAUUACUGCAUUGCACUUAUUUUGAGCUAAAAAUAAUUUUUCAAUUGAUCGUUAUUAACAAUAUGGAAUCCUUUUUUCUGUACAGAGCUUAGAUACUCUAGCAGCAGCCUGUGGAUUUUCUGUCUUUUCCGUCAUCUGAGGAGCAGACGGACUCCUUAUCUUUGCUCUCUCACGUUAUAAACGCUUAUUAAAGUUCAGUCCUUAUCUUACUGAUAAGCGUGUGGCUUAAAUAAGUGUUUAUGACCUCUCAGUAGUUAAGAGAUAACAGUUUUUAAAUGACCUGGCACAAAGUGAAAGUACCAGCCACACAGAAAAACUGUUAACCCCUUGUGACAGAAUGGCUCAAUAUUUUUAAUAAAGACCAAUUGAAAAAAUAUUUUUUAGCCAAAAAUUAGUAAAAUGCAAUUAUUUAAAAAAUGCAUCCAAAGGUGUACAUAGCCUUAUUUUACCCCCUACUUUAGCUUGGUUUUCCAGUACUUCAAUAUUGAUGGCCUAUCCUCAGGAUAGACCAUCAAUGUCUGAUUCUCUGCGGUCUGACUCUCCACACACCCACCAAUCAGGUGUUUACAUGUAGGUGCGGCGCCAGAUCUACACAGUGGACAGAGUUAGUACUGCAGCUCUGCUCCCUUUCACUGAGUUUGUACUGCAGCACUGCAGUAAUCAGCUCCAUCCACUACACCAGGGAUCAGCAUCCCCCGCCACUCCCAGAAUCCUCCAUUCACUUCUAUGGGAGUUAUAAGAACAGAUGAGCAAGUGUGCAUACUAGGAGUUGUAGUUUCAUAGUAGCUGUAGUGCCAAAGGUUGCUGAUCCCUGCACUACACAAUGGGUGGAGCUGUGUAGAAGCUGUUUAGGAACAGCUGAAUGGCGGGGGUGCUCGGUGUUGGACCCUCGCCAGUAAGAUAUUUAUGACCUACCCUGAGGAUAGACCAACAAUAUUAAACAACACCUUUAAUUUCAAAUGCCCUGAUUUAAAGGGGACCAUAUUCUUGUUUAUACAGCAGGUUGAGGGAAAUCCUUUUUAUUCACCAGCAUAUCUAUGACCACAGAGUGAAAACAUAUCCUAAUACAAAUGCUAAUAAGGUAGGAGACUUUCCUUAAAGUAAACCCGCACCCAUUCAUAUUGCAUGAUGUGUUUGAAGUGUUUCUUUACAGGAAUUUUUUAUUUAUUUUUUUGUAAGGCAAUACCUGCUGGCCUAUGAGGGAUCUAUGGGCUAUUUUACUUGUAAAGUAUGUUGUACCGCGCAGUACUCCGGGGAGGUGGCGAACAUUAAAAACAGCAAAAAAGUUGACUGUGCUGGAAAAAAAAAGUAUAAAUGUGCUCUCACAUUGCAGCUCUUGGCUUAUUGUAUGGCCUGCAGCAUUAUUGUGCAACUCUUGUCUAUUAAUGAUUGUAUUUUUAUUUAUUUUUUGGGCCGCUAAUCUGGAACCAGCAACUGUACUGACCUUAUCCGCCAUUAAAAGAUGCAUUGUUUU